UGGAGGGAAAGAGAUGCUGAGACUUGGAAUGACAUGGAGACGAACAUUUUGGACCUGAAGAUGAAAGAGUACUUGUGGUGUUCCUCUGUGCUGCUCCCAGCCUUUGGGUGAUGGUGCAAUUCCUGCCAGUGAAACAAGGUUUUCCGAUCUGUUACUAGAAUGUGCCUUUUGGAAGGAAUUCAUACGCCUCAUUCUAUCAAUGGGUACAGUGCAGUUUUGAGUUUGUAAAGAUAGAUAGGUUGAAAUCCAUGAAUGACUGUUUUCAUUGCAAAAAUUUAACAAAUUUCAGCGCUCCUAACUCUCAUAAUGCUGCCGUGAGGGUCUGCUGAGAGUCUGGUAGCCAUAAUGAGUGCUGGUUUAUUUCCUGCUUCGUGGAAGAUUCCAGCGACUUGCAUGCUGGGAACCUUUUCAUUGAAGGCUAAGUUCUUUACUUUAAAGACAGUGAAAAUGUAAGAAGUUAAUUAUGUUCAAAUUCUCCUCUAAGUGGGGAAGUAUAUUACAUAAAUAAUUUAAGAAGAAUGUUUAGUUGUUGAUUUCUCUGCAUUUACUGAGUGCUGCUACUGAAUUUGGUGCUAAUAGUUGGCUUUUUUCUAAAUUAAAAAAUAUCUUCCUGUUAAACUGGAAUGAGUUGGAAAGGGACUUCAGAGAAAUGGGAUCCAAAUCCUGAUGUGAAAUGAGUACAGACUUCCGCAAACUGCUUUUUGAAGUUUCUGAGGCUUUGGUGACAGAGGAACUGUCAGCUCUUAAAUUCCUCAGCCUGGACCAUGUCCCCAGGAGGAAGCUGGAAGCUGUCCAUGAGCCCAAGGCCUUCUUUGAAGUGCUGCAGGAGAAAGACAUGAUCGGGGCAGGGAACCUGUCUUUCCUGAAGGAGCUGCUCUACCGAAUCCAUCGGAUUGACCUCCUGACUGCCCACCUGGGCUCCAGCCGGGAGGAGAUGGAGAGGGAGCUGCAGGACCCGGGCAGGGCACAGGUGUCAGCUUACAGGCAACUGCUGUAUGGAAUUGCAGAGGACUUGACUUCAGAAGAUGUUAGAAGUGUGAAGUUCCUGCUCCAAAAACAACUACCGAAGAACAAACUCCAGGAAAAUGCUUCAAUGUUGCAGGUUUUUCUGGAAAUGGAAAUAAAUGGGAUAAUUAAAGAAGAUAACCUGACAAUGCUGAAAGAUAUAUUACAGAGAUUUAGAGCUGACAUAAAGAAAAAAAUUGAUGCCUAUGAAGGAAAAAAAACAGAAAAUUAUUCUAGGGAAGAAGUCCGCUAUCCUGUGUCUGUGUAUCCAGAGGAACAAGGAGCAGAGGGGGAAGCAGCAAAACAGCAUGGAAAAAUAUAUAAGAUGAAAAAUAACCCCCAUGGUUACUGCUUAAUUCUUAACAACUACAUUUUUAAAAAUCCAUGUUACAAUAGAGAGGGAACAUUGCAAGAUGGAGAGGCUGUGAAGAGGGUCUUUAAGUGGCUUCAGUUUGAGACAGUUGAGUACAUGAAUCUAGAAGGAAAAAAAAUAUAUGACACAGUUGAAGAAUACAGCAAGAAAGAUCAUAGAAAUAUGGAUUGUUUUGUUUGCUUCAUUUUCUCCCAUGGUGAAAAAGACAAAAUAAAAGGUGUUGAUGAUGUGUGUGUAAAUAUUGAAGAUUUAGUCUCCCGCUUCACUGGAACUAAUUGUCCUUCUCUUGCUGGCAAACCCAAGGUGUUUAUUAUCCAGGCUUGCCAAGGUUCUGGACGUCAUCCAUCUGUUGCAAUAGAAUCAGACUCUUCUGGACAUCUUGAGGUGGAUGCUAGUCCUUUGACUUCCAUUCCUGAUAAAGCUGAUAUUCUGAUUGGCAUGGCUACAGUGGAGGACUACUUGUCCUACCGCAGUCGUAAGACUGGCAGCGUUUACAUUCAAUCCCUCUGUGAGAAGAUGAAGUUGCUUUGCCCACUGCGCGUGGAUCUCGCAGCCAUCCUGACAGAAGUGAACAAUGAAGUGGCAAGAAGAGAAUUAGAAGGAGCUAAGCAGAUGCCAAAGAUAACAUCAACACUACUGAAGCGAUUGAUCUUUGAAGUUCCACAAUGAAAAUCAGACAAGUAAGAAUACACUUGGUUAGGAAUGACAUCUGGGCUUUGACAGGGAAGAGAAUUUACAAGAAAAAUUAUCUGGAUCUAUGGCCCUAGCCCUUUAAGGAGGCAUAGGACCUAAAUUUUCCAACUUCCGUAUUGAAUCAGUCUUCCAAUACCUGGAUCUGUAAUGGUUGGGCAACGCUGUGGAAAACUACAAAUCAUCAGACUUUUUGUCGUGCAGAAGCAGUGGAGUAUGUUCAAUAUGAGAAAGGACUUUCAAGUAGUACUGUAAAAGUUAUUGGAAUUGUCAAUGAAGUCCCAUUUGUGUCUGCAUUGAGUUCCUAAAAUCUGCAAAAAAAGAACAGAUUCAGAAAGCCGGAUGCAUUCCCAAGCAGCAUGUGUUAGGUUGUAACUAUUCAUGGAAAAUAACAUCCUGCUCCAGAAGGACCAAAACUCCAUGAUUAUGUUAGUUUGGUUAUUUUCUUCCAAAAAUUUGGUUUAUACCAGUCAUUUACUUGAAUUAGCAGCCUAACUGUAUAAGUUUUUCAAUAAUAAAAGUUCUCACUGCACUAUUUCUCAGUGUGUCUUGAAUGACUGGAAUACUGGAAAGAAGUUCUGUAAUCAUGUUUCUGUUAAAGUAAAUUCUCUUGGUUUUUA
Motacilla alba alba is the source of this 2688-nucleotide messenger RNA. Its product is annotated as caspase-8-like. Bases 674 to 2047 code for a protein of 457 amino acids. Lineage: Eukaryota; Metazoa; Chordata; Aves; Passeriformes; Motacillidae. The record is from RefSeq and is a predicted model, not a curated record. Gene Ontology annotation, molecular function: cysteine-type endopeptidase activity; protein binding. Gene Ontology annotation, biological process: apoptotic process; proteolysis; regulation of apoptotic process. The transcript is spliced from 8 exons.